Molecule: messenger RNA, 495 nt
Organism: Paraglomus occultum
Lineage: Eukaryota; Fungi; Glomeromycota; Glomeromycetes; Paraglomerales; Paraglomeraceae
Source: the annotation of a GenBank genome assembly
AUGUCACGCAAAUUGAAAUACAUUGCUAUUCUUUUCUGCGCAACAAUUCUCCUUCUGUCGUACUCGUCAACUCUAAAUGUUUCUGCGGAACCUCUACCACUCUUUGACCGUCGUCAAGGUGGUGGCGGUGAAAGUGGUUCUUCUUCCAACAGCGGCGCUGCCACGGGUGGCACUACUAACCCUACCGGCGUUACCGGCACUGAUACUGGCGCUACCACGGGUACUGGUACCGGCACUACUAACCCUACCGGCGUUACUGGCACUGAUACCGGCGCUACUAGCCCUACCAGCGUUGCCGGCACUAAUACUGGCGCUACCACGGGUACCGGCACUGAUACCGGCGCUACUAGCCCUACCAGCGCUGCUGCACCUUCCGUCUCUUCCAGUUCAUCUUCUGGCACGACAGGAUCGUCAGCGUCAAUUGCUGUGUCACUAGGGAUCGGGUCUGUUAUGGUGCCAGUUUUUGCUGUUCUUGUGCAGCAGUUUAUGUUGUAG